AUCCCUAAUUAAUAUACAAUCACAGCUUUGCUAUUAGCUAAUGUUUUGACAAAGUAUAUCUAUUCAUGCACAAUCCUGACAUCUGUGUGUUGUUGAUCUCUCUGCACAUGCUGGUGUCCGUAAGAGUUUUUCUCGAGAGCGGAAUGGUGUGGAAUAUUCAUCCAGAUUCUGAAACGGUGUGUUUUGUAUUAUUUUUGUAUUAGUCAUUCAAAGUGUAAUCUCUUAGAUAGUUAAGUCUGAUGCUUGUCUGCGAUAUACAUUUUCCAGAAUGUAACGUUGCAUCCUCAUCUUUUAUAUUUUUUAGUCAUUGCUUUAAGAUCGAUUUGUUUUCUGAGACGGAUACGAUGUUAAUAGAAUUUCGAUUAAUUUGCUGCAUAAAAAUGGAAAAUUCUCAAAUACAUUAUAUUGUGUACCGUUUUCUCAACUGUGCUUUUUACGUGUGGUGGCGGCUGGAUACUGAUUAUCGUAAAACUCGUUUUAUGGUUUGAAAUACAAGUAAGACAUGCAGGAGGUACAUGUCUAAAGUGCUUGGAAAAUUGUUUUAAUAAAGAGCUACCAAAGUCUUGAUGGAAAAGUGUAGGUGCAAGGUUUUUUUAUCUUUAACUACCUCUGUCACUUUCUGUUUCUACCUCUGAUUGCUCUGUGCUUCAGUUGAAAAAUAUCACAAUAUAUUGAAACCUCCUGUAUAGCUUCUCAAUAUGUUCAACGGUUACCGCCUGUUACCAAUACAGUGAGGGUUGGCUGGCCUGGGUUCAGAUCUCGUCUCGAGCAAGCUGGUGUUUUUUUUUCCUACAUGUGGUAUCUGUUUGCAGGGCUGACGGCCUUGCCGUGAUGCACCCAUAGCUGCUCGCUUAAUGUAAAACACCAAUCCUUUCCGUUUCUCAAUAGAUUUUAGUAAGGCAACAAAGGUCAUGCAUCUUUACUUGUGUCUUUUUUCUACAAGUUCUGGGUAUUGAACUUGACAGGGAAAUAAAAUUAUCGAUCAGAAAUCUAUUUAACACAGAGUCGGAUUUUUCUAAUAUCUGUUAAAAGAAUGUUUAAAUUUUAAAAUUUUGUUUGUAUAACCUUUGAACCAUUGUCCAUUUAAAAUGCCCUAGUUAUUGACGCCACGAGGACAUUCACUGCGGUGCAACCCUGGUCUUGUCACUGAGUCUCGCACACAGAGAGAUGACAAGACCAUGUUUAGUGCACAAUAUCCCGGAUACGCCUGCGCCGACCAAUGAAAAUGAGUUUUUACAAGUGAUACCAGUUUAAAAAGGAAAGAAGGGGAGCAGAACAUCGCAAAAAGGGUGUCCUUGACUUCAGUAACUCUACGGAGCCUAAGAGGUGCUGUUCAGCUCCAACAUCAGGAUUUAUAAACCAAGGAUCGGAUGAGGGCGUGAAGAAAGUUUUAAAAGACUUAGAAGGGAAGACAAGGAGUCAUGGGGAGGCUACUAACUGUGUCUGUCUGUGUGGUGACGAUGCUGCUUCUAACAGUCUGGAAAACAGAACAGGUCUCUGUUGGGCCAAACGUAGUACAGCUUGUAGGAGGGACAUCAGACAAGGAGGGUCUGGUGCAAGUGGUGUAUGGCAGCCAGGUGGGUACAGUGUGUGUACCCGACACCUACAACCGUAAUAAUACCGCCAGGGUGGUCUGCAGACAGCUCGGCUACGUUCUCGGCGAAUAUGGAAAAUUUCCAAGAGGUGCAGGGACUGUGUCCAUUUUAGACGUAAAGUGUGAUGGGUACGAGAGAAGUGUUUUCAUGUGCCGUAGUGGGAGGUUGUUUGUCCCUCCGUCAGACAGAUGUGCCAACCACGACUUCGACCUCGGUGUGCGCUGUUCAGACGGGAUGCGUCUGUUAUAUACGAUCCACAACACCAACAACUCCAUCACUGGAGUGGUGCAGAUUAACCGGGGAUCAGGCUGGAUUAACAUCUGCAAUGAUUUCUUUGACGACUUGGACGCUCAAGUCGUCUGCCUGAGCCAAGGUUACUCGUACUCACGUGUCCUGCCCAAGGGCUCGAUGGCUUACCUGUCCGGAAACAACCUUAUCACAGCCCUGAACUGCAAUGGCACAGAGGCCUCCCUCUUAGACUGCCCUGAACAACAGAACAUCUACUGCCCGUGGGGAAACAGUGAAAGAUAUGCUACAGUCUUUUGUAGUCAAACUCCAUCGGAGCGAGGCCUACAAGCCGCCCCAACGUCAGUGGGUGGACCUGUUGUUGUCAUGGCGGACGGAGUCAAGUCUUAUGUCUGUCGUGACAACUGGGACGACGCCGCUGCCUCUGUGUACUGCAAGGACCUGGGCUACAACAACGGCGUGGCCAUCUACCAGACUGAAGUGUCCAUCUCCCGGGAUGUCGCCGCCUACCUCGUCAACAGCAUCCAUUGCACUGGCAACGAGAACUCCCUGAGUGAAUGUUCCUUCUCCUCCAACUGGUCCACUUGUGUCACGGGCUACAGCAGUGCUGCCCAGGCUCUGUGCUACAACUAUGCAAGUGGCCGAGAGCUCCGGUUGACUGGAGGUACCACCAGUAAUGUAGGGCAAGUGGAGGUCGGUUUCAACGGUGUGUGGGGCACAGUCUGUGACAACGUCUUCACCAACUAUGACGCCACGGCAGUGUGCCUCACUCUGGGCUAUUUUGGCGGUCUUACUUUGGACAGCAGCGGCAGCGUCCAGAACUCGACAGGUCCUUUCUACCUGUAUGGCCUCAGUUGCAGAGGUUCAGAGAACAGUCUAUGGCAAUGUCCUAUUAGAAACUUCAACGUCAGCUACAGCUUCUGCUCGUCCCCAUCCUACAUCCCAAGAGUGAGGUGCACGGGUCAAGUGAAACUAGUUGAAAAUGAGGGCUACGGGGCUGUACAGGUGCCCAUCAACACCACGUCCAGGACAUACGGUCUGGUCUGCGAUGACAACUUCACGGACCGCGAGGCCAGUGUGGUCUGCCGUGACCUCGGCUACCCGUACGGCAUCCACCUGUGCUGCUCGGUGUUCGGGUAUAAGUCCCUGCCUAUCGUCCGGUCCGGUGUCAGGUGUACAGGUAGCGAGGCUCUGUUCAACGACUGUUAUUACGACACAAGGACAUACUGCCUGUCUGGAAAAUAUGCCUCCAUUGUGUGCUCCAACAUUCCACCAGGCAGUGGUUACACAGUCCAGAUAGACACCGUGUCAAGAGGAUCAUAUGGACGGGUCAAAGUGCAGCACAUGGGCUACUGGGGCUUCGUGUGUCCAUCCGGCUUCGACCACAACGACGCCAACGUCAUCUGUAGAGAGGUCGGCUACACCGGGGGUUGGGCUGUGGUGGACAAGUCCUACGACAGCUCCUCGCUCCGCUGGCUGUCCAACAUUGACUGCGACGGCAGCGAGUCUCACCUCAGUCUGUGCCGGAACCUCGUCUUUGGAAACGUCAGCAACUGCGGCAAAACCGGAAUCGCCGCCGCCUACUGCAACAGAGAGGCUGACACCCAGUUCCGUCUGGUUAACGGCACACAGACGACGGGUCGACUGGAGGUGUCGAUGGACUAUGGCAACAGCGGUUUAAUAUGCAGCGAGGGUUGGACCGACGUGGAGGCCGCCGUGGCUUGCAAGAGUAUGGGGUUCAGAUCUGGACGGUUCCUUGGCGCAGGCAUCUACGGGAAGGGUCCAAGUUACUUGCUGCUAAAUCACGUAGACUGCACCCGAGCGACAUCCUCUCAAUCCCUAUUGGACUGCGAUCUGUCACUCAGCAGUCCCGGCUACCGGUAUACAAGCUGCUCGUACUCCAGUUAUGGUCCUGCAGUUCAGUGUUUUAAUGAUUCAGUCCGAUUAACGGGGACAAGACAAGAGAAUUACGGGCGAGUGGAAGUCUAUACCAAUGACACCUGGACAGCCGUGUGUGACCAGGGCUUUGACCAGACGGCGGCACAGGUGGCCUGCAGGGCCCUGGGACUCUUGUACGCGCGCCCUCAGUGUUGUUCUGCGCUUGGACCGCUGGGUACGGGCCCAGUCGAUGCCAGACAAAUCGGCUUUAAGGUGAACAGAUGCCGGGGUGAUGAGGCUACACUAGCAGACUGCGAUGUCAGCACAUCAGUUGUCUGCCCUUCUGGAAAAUACGCCAGCGUCCUGUGUUCUAAUACUUCACUCCAAGAACAGACACUGACAGUGCGACUUGCUGGACCAGGAGGCUACUACGGCAUGGUGGAGGUCAACCGUUAUGGACUGUGGGGCCCGGUGUGUAACAACAGCUGGGACGAUCGUGACGCUAACGCCACCUGCCGGGGUCUUGGGUACAGUCACGGGGUCACAUUCUACGGUAGUAACGUCUCAGAAACCCCUAUUCUCGUGGGAGACUUCCAGUGCUCAGGGCAGGAGUCAUCGCUGGGAGGGUGCUCCUUUAAGGACAGCAUUGGCUGCUCGAAGAGACAGGUGGCUGCCGGGGUCCUUUGCUCCCGUACAUCGGACAUCAAGCUGCGGCUCACUGAUGGCGGACGCAACUAUGGUCGCCUGGAGGUCAUGUAUGAGGGUCAGUGGGGUCGUGUUAUUAGCAGUGGCUACUUCUCGGACACAAAUGCUGAAGUUGCCUGCAGACAUCUUGGAUUCAUGGGUGGGCAGACCGCUCCCGAGUACAUGCGAAGAGGUCAUGUUAUGGGCCGGAUAUUGAUGAGCGGCAUCUACUGCAAAGGUUAUGAGCAAAGUCUGUUUGAGUGUUCGAAUAGUUGGAAUUCCAGUUCUGGAAGAGGAUGGGAUGUAUAUGUUUUCUGCUACAACACGACACGUUUAUCUUCCGGAAAUUCUGUGUCUUCGGGAGUGGUGCAGAUCUACUACAACAAACACUGGGGGGCCAUUUGUGAUGGUGGAUGGAGUGAGGAGGACACCGCUGUCGCAUGCAGAGAUCUCGGGUACGACAACGGCUAUUACCUGUGCUGCAGCCCUUUUGGGAAAUAUUCCACCCCUAUUGCCGAAAACUUCCAGUGUACGGGAAGAGAGCAGACAUUGACUAACUGCAGUCACAGCCCUCCUGAAAGUCUUAAUUACUGCACGAGAGACGUUGUUUCAGUAGCUUGCUACAAGGGACCUGCUCCUACAGGGUACACGUUUUCAUUGGACGGUGGAAGCACUUACAACUCGGGCGAGGUGCAAGUCACUUUCAUGGGCAUCACGGGCCGCAUCUGCAGCGACAACUGGGACGACACCGACGCCAGGGUGUACUGCAGGGAGCUGGGCUUCCUGGCGGGUCAGGCUUUUAAGCAUCAUGUCUCAACACAUCUAUUUUGGAUGACUGAUGUACAGUGUACCGGCUCGGAGCGCUUCCUGAGAGACUGCCCCAAGACCCUGGCUGCCGUGUCGCAGUGUUCAACCAAGCUUUCCGCUGGAGUCACUUGUUCAGACAUAGAAGGUAUUAACUACCGUUUGGCUGGCAGCAACUCCUCAUACAAAGGACGCGUGGAGGUACAGAUCAAUGGUACCUGGGGUUCUGUGUGUGGCUACGACAACGGCUAUUAUGAAUACUUGGCCAAAGUCGUCUGUAGGAUGUACGGUUUUACGGAAGGAUCUAUAGGUUACUUGGAGAGUUACCCAGACCCUCCCAACAAGAGGUAUCAGAACACCUUCACAUGCAAAGGAGACGAAGCUGUGCUGGACGACUGCCCGCACUCAGGCUGGAGGAUUGGAGACAACUACUGCACGCCCGCUGGUGUUAACGCCGUCUGUUAUGGUGAUGUGCGCAUCGGAACAAGAAAUUUUAGAAACGCUCGCCAGGGUCCGGUUCAGUUCUACAGAAACGGCACGUGGUACAACCUGUGUGACACGGGCUUCGAUGACAUCACAGCAAGACGAGUCUGCCAAGACAUGGAGUACGUUGAUGGUAGAGCCGUCUGCUGUUCAGCUUACGGAACGGCUUUAGACAUAAUGACACGGUACGAGACCAAUCUGGACUACACUAUGAGGUGCCAAGGAACAGAAAGCGACUCAACUGACUGUCUCAGACCAGGAGGCUGUUUGUCGGGAAACUACGCGUCCGUUGUUUGCUUCAACAGCACAGAUGUCGUUGAUGAAGGCUACAGGUUCGACUUCCAGGACAACACAAAGACUGGCGGGCAGGUGGUGGUGACACACCUGGGCGUGGCGGGACGAAUCUGCAACACCUUCUGGGACGACGCAGACGCACGCGUGCUGUGCAGGUCACGUGGUCAUCAGGACGGCGCCGCUUACCAGUACUUGCAGGACAUCGACGAAGUCUACCGCCUGUUCAGCGAGCGGGGUCCCUACUGGAUCAGUGACGUCAACUGCACGGGGAGUGAGGCGUCGCUCGGGGAUUGUCCCUUCAACGACCGGCUCCAUCUGGGCAACUGCAGCAUGGCGGACCUGGCCGGCGCUGUCUGCUUCAACGACACCGGGAUACAGUAUCGCCUUGUGGGUGGCGAUCGUCAGGGUGCAGGUCGAGUGGAAAUAUCUGUGGGUGGACUCUGGGGUACCGUGUGCGGCACCGACUGGGAUGACAAGGACGCCAGCGUCCUGUGCCGCACCCUGAACUACACGGACGGGUACGCAGUGGGCGAUGCUUACUACGGUCAAGGCGCUGGUCCCAUCUGGCUGAGCAUUGUUCAGUGCAAGGGGUCAGAAAGAUCACUGGCCAAGUGUCCACAUUCAGGCUUCAAUGAUGAGUUCGUCUUCUGGAGAUGUAGGAGUCAUACUAACGUCGCUUCUGUCAUCUGCAUAGACAAGAUCAAACUUAACCUUGGUUUCAACGCUUCUAUGGGGGCCGUCAUGGUCUAUCUGGGAGACGCCUGGACCCUGAUCUGCGAUGAAGACUUUAAUGCCAACAGCGCUGUCACUGCCUGCAGAUCUCUCGGAUUCCCGCACGGACUGCACGUGCGAGGGGGCGUCUUCGGCCGAGUGGACGCGCCGAUCGGCAUCACACACGUGCGGUGCACAGGCCGCGAACUGAGCCUUCUGGACUGUACUUACAAUGUCACGACCUCGUGCAGUUCAAUGUCAUACGCCUCCGUCGUCUGUAGCCGUGAACCUUUCGUAGAGACUGGUGCAAAAGUUCGGAUUGUGGAGGACACCUUGGGUGAGCCCCACCAUGGUCUUAUCGACGUGCAGAUGGAGCGAGUGUGGGGCGCUGUAUGUGCCGCAGGCUUUGGGGUCACCGAGGCCACGGUGGCUUGCAAGGAGCUGGGCUUUGCCGGCGGAGUGCCCUAUACUGCGCAUUUACCUGACAGGAAUAGGAAGCCCAUCCUGAUGUCGGACGUGAAGUGUCGCGGUGACGAGAAAUCUCUGUUCAACUGUCAGCACACAACGACCUCCACAACCUCCUGGUGCGACUACUACGCCCCUCGCGCCAGCGUCCUGUGCUACAACGACACCAACGGCAUCUCUUAUCGCCUGGUCGGAGACACUGACCCCAGUCGAGGACGAGUAGAGAUGCAGUAUGGCGGAGUGUGGGGCUCAGUCUGUGUACAGGAUGUCGUUUCUCGGGCAGGUGGACCAGCCUGCAGAAGUCUCGGAUACGGGGAGGUUUGGUCGUGUCCCCAUACAGGUCAGCCCUACUCUUCCUUUCUGUUUGAAGAUCCUUCCAGUAACUUGUUCUGGUUUUACCAACUGAAUUGCCAAGGUAAUGAGAGCUCCUUACCUUUGUGCACAUCCACUGGCUUCAACAAUAGUAUUCAAUACUACUACAAGAUAUCGUGUAGCAGCUACCGCACUUUACACGUCCAGUGUUUCUCUAAGGACACCGUUAUCACAAACCUACGUCUAGCUGGCAGCACCACUAACAGCUCGGGACGUGUGGAGGUUUUUCUCCAGGGACCUGACCAGUGGGGUACCGUCUGCGAUUCCUACUGGGAUGAUUUCGAUGCGACUGUCGUCUGUAACCAGCUCGGCUACGCUACUGGAAAAAGAGCCAAAAUCGGCGCGUUCGGUGAGGGUCAGGGCAGGAUCUGGCUGGACAAGGUGGGCUGCCUGGGGACGGAGACGCGGCUACAGGACUGUGCCUUCAUAGGCUUCGGUGACAGCUAUUUUUGUCGCCAUUCCAUCGAUGCGGGCGUCAUCUGCUCAGGGGUUUUUUGUCCUCCAACUAGUGUGACGUACACUGUGACCAGCAUUGUGACGUACACUACAGUCGACUGUGAGUCUCCAGAGACGUCAUCAGUCCACGACUCCACACAGUCACAGCUGACACCAACACACUCAGGCUCCUAUACAGCGGCUAUUGUCGUGCCCGUCUUUAUUGUCGCCAUCGUCAUAGCUAUCACCGUCGGCGCCAUUAUCUAUGGAAGGAAGGUAGAGCGGCUGGUCGCGGAAGGGGAGACAAGGCCUGGUUUAAUGUCAUUGGAGCAGGUGGCUUCAUCAGUCAAGUGCGCGACAAGCUCAAAAGGAAGAACGGUCGAGGGGAUGUAAACCGAGGUACUGACCUUUCUGAGAAUAUUGUUUACUAUGACCCUGGUUUGAGCGAUCCGCUUUACGACAUUAGUUUUACUCGAUAAAUUUGCAGAAGAUGAUGUGUAAUACCAGAAAGCGGGACAAAGAUACGAUUCGAUCCAGCGACGCCCUGUACGUGGAUGGGUGACAUCACAGAGGUUGGUUUCCGUCAACUCUUUACCAACGUUCGCAACGUCUUCCUGACUAAACGCCUACAUCGAAUAAAUGUUUGCUUAACGAGAUGAUGUCCUAUUUAAACAUUUUGCAGAGCAAAGAAACAUGGCAUCUUAAGAGGUUAAAGUCUUGAAUAAACCCUUUGAUGUACAAUGUUAAGAAGAAUAGGUUUCCCUUUAGAAUAUUUCUAUUUUACAGACUAGUUUUUACUUUGUAUUUGUUAGCGGUGUAAAUUUACUGGAAAAUGCUGUCCUCAAUCAGUUUGCUCCAAAAUUCUUCCAGCUUCGUGGAUACAUCUACGUGGGAAAGCUAAUCGUGAAGCUCACUGUUGUCCACUGCGAUGAAAGCCUUGUCUUUCUCUGUCUCUUGAUGUAUGUUAUUUGUGUGCAAGCAACAAACUGUUAAAGGACACCAUGAGUGCAACAUUUUUUAUGAUCAGGUUAAUUUCAUUGUAAAAUAGUAAUUCCCAAAAUUUGAGUGCAUAUUUUUUUUUGUGGCAACUCAUCAUGGUGAGCAAGAUCUCCAGACAACUGCUGCUCAAGGUGAGCAAUUCCUUUGGACGCCAGCCGAGAGUGCGGGAUGUUUGUUUUCUCUUCUUGCUGGCUCAGCAUGUAUUCUAUGUCCUGCAGUCGACCAUUUAAGUCCCAUACUGGCCGCUUCCUUCCCACUCCAGUCUUCUUGCUGAGCAGAGUGAAUCUUGUGCUUGCAAGGCUGACAUUGAGCAGAUGAUGUUACAGAAACCGGAUGGUCUGCUUUUGGUUUGACUGACUGUACAUCCGACAUGCUAGAAGCAGAGGAUCUUGCUGAGAAGACGGUGUUGGAAGAGAGGCUUCCUGUGUCGGAAAGCUCUGCGGACUCCAGUUUAGAUUUUGUAACCGGAAGCUCUUCGUCAUCGCCGGUGCUGUUCUCUUUUGCUGAUGGUUUGAGUAACCUUUUGACGACACGCAGAGGUGGUCUCCUUAAUCCUGUCUUUGCUGCCAAAUGCUUUCGCUUUCUCUCCAUUGUAGAGCUUAUAAAGUGUGAAGUUUUCUCAUUUGUGCCUCGUCAUACGGUGUUCAUCAUUCCUGGUUUUUUUUUCAAUGCAUAAUUUUACUUAAAUUUCAAGAUAUCGGCCUUCAACCAGAAUUCUCACCUGCCACUAGGAAAGCAGAGGAAAAUUACUUUCCUACACUGAAGAGUUCUGUUACGUUAAAGUAGUGUUUGUAACAACGAGUAUGGUGAAGUUCAGAAAAUCCAUGCAUGACAAAAAAAUUAACGUUGCUCUGGUUGUAUUUAUGAAGCGAUUUUUUGCUCAAAGUAUGAAACGCCUCAUUUUAGAAUACAGCCAUACAUAUUUCAACUUUUUGAAGAAGCUUGAACUCGUUUAAAAAAAAUUAAAAUGUCCAAAUCGAAUUCACUCGAGAGUGGUAAGUAAAUCUUCUCCAGACCAAAAUUCAAUAGACAUCAAUCCCGGUCAUUAAAGUCUACGUUGUAUUAUGAUUGAUUUUCUGUUACUAAUUGGGCGCAUUUGGGUUAAUUUUUCCAAGUGUAUUACUGUUAAGCACAUUUCAAAUGUGUUCUUGUCUAAGCUAAACUCCUGUAAUUUUUAUUUGAUGGUUUAUUUCCAGCAUUGCAUUUUUAAUUUAGUUACAACUGACUUCUGAAAAUGACUUUUUACAAUUAAGGAUAUAAUAUAACAUUUAGAAAAUGUAAUACAUAUUUAUUGAUCAAAUUUUAUUUGUUCCUCGUUUAGCUGCAUGAAAACUUUGCUAUUUACUUACUAAUGCUCGCACAUGUCCUUGUUUAAGCUCAUACGUUUGUCACGCUCAGUUUAUUUAUUUAUAUUUUGUUAGCUUUUUCGAUCGAGCACACACCUCAAUGGCGCCCUCACACUGUCAGUUUUAGCAUUGUGCUCGAGGAGACUACUGAUAUUUUCCUUGCUUUGUCGAGACAAUCAAGGGUAUCGAAGAGCACACAUAUAUUGACAGUUUUUCAUAUAUUCCCAAUAUAUGCAUAUUCCGAAUACAUAUUCACAUCAGGUUGAGUGGUUGCAGUUUUUUUUAAUUCUGUAGGUCAAGCACCGUGUUGACCCCCUUGCUUUCUUCUCUGUUUUGCUUCACGUCCAGCGCCACUCACCGCCUAGCCCUCUACUAAUACUAUCACUAGCAAAAUCGUAAGACUACUAUUUAACCAAUAAUACUAAAAUUUUUACUAAAAGACUAUUAUAUAUAUAUGUUAUUAUAAAAGAUGCUGGAAAUAAAACAAACGUUCCGGGCUACACAUGUUAAUAAAGUGUUGAUUUUCGAA
Molecule: messenger RNA, 10841 nt
Organism: Pomacea canaliculata
Lineage: Eukaryota; Metazoa; Mollusca; Gastropoda; Architaenioglossa; Ampullariidae
Product: scavenger receptor cysteine-rich type 1 protein M160-like
Exons: 32
Coding region: 1422-8360 (2312 amino acids)
Cellular component (GO): membrane
Source: RefSeq, a predicted model, not a curated record